AAAGGACCUCUGAUGUUGUAUGUGACAGAUAUACCACCGCCGAUUUCGUUCAGACAAUCAAAAAUUCCAACUUCCCAACCGAGUCAACAAAACAAAUAUUGCGAAAGUCAACAUGGCUUCAGGCAAACGCAUCAUGCUCGUCACCGGUGCUAACACUGGGAUUGGAUACGAUACAGCGCUCUUCCUUGCGAGAGCCGACUCUCACAACCACGUUAUCGUCGGCGCGCGAAAUGAGCAAAGGGGUCUCGAUGCCCUCAAAAAACUACAAGCCAUGAAACUCAAGGGCACUCUGAGUUUCCAGAAGCUCGACGUUGCAUCCGACGAGAGCAUCUUCACUGCCGUCAAGGAGAUCGAGGCCAACUUCGACAAACUCGAUGUUCUUGUCAACAACGCCGGUAUUUUCGUGACCGGUCCCACGACACGCGCUGCCAUGCGCGAGACCUUCGAGGUCAACGUAUACGGUCCCGUUAUCUUGACCGACGCCCUCGCUCCACUCCUCCAGAAAUCGAACGACCCUCGCAUCAUCAAUGUGAGCUCCGGCCUCGGGAGCAUAGGAGCGCGUCUGGACUCAACCGACGCGUUCUACCAUCAUCCAGGUGACGCCUAUCGCAUGUCGAAGGCGGCGCUCAACAUGGCCUCUGCGAACCAGAAGUACAACUACAGAGAGAAGCAUUUCAAAGUCUGGUCGUACUGUCCAGGGUUCGUCAUUACGGAUAUCGUAAUAGGAGAUUCUGCGCGAGGAGAAGAGUCUAGGAAGAAGAGGAGGGAAGUGGGAGCUGAGAGUAGCGAGACGAGUGCUCAGGGGAUUUUGGAUAUCGUGGAGGGUAAGCGGGAUGCGGAGAUGGAUCUCUUUGUUCAGCGCUAUGGGAAAACGUGGCCGUGGUAGAUCCCACGAGGGUGAGCGAUUAAAUCGCUACUGCGGCAGAACACGGCAAGUCAGAGGUAGUUCAGCCGCUCUGCCCGGCGUUUUUGGGUCUUGUCUUAAGCCUUACCCAAUUAAACUAGCUAUAUCA
This is a messenger RNA of Trematosphaeria pertusa, 1013 nucleotides long. Its product is annotated as short chain dehydrogenase. The record is from RefSeq and is a predicted model, not a curated record. Lineage: Eukaryota; Fungi; Ascomycota; Dothideomycetes; Pleosporales; Trematosphaeriaceae. Bases 113 to 886 code for a protein of 257 amino acids. The transcript has a single exon.